AUGAUGAUGAAUACAACUAUAUCUGAUGAAGUUUAUCAACAACAGCAACUGAUUAAAAAUAAUUCACUUGAUGAUAUCCAUAAUAUUGUUCAUUCAAAUCAAACUCAUUCACCUAAUACAUCAUUAUCAUUGAAAUAUCCUUCAACAAUAAAAUCUCCAUUAUCAAAUCACGACGAUUCAUUCCCUUCAAGAAUACAAACUAAAUCAUCAAAUUUAACAUGUACAACAUAUCCUAUAUCUUUAUCAUCAUAUUAUUAUACAAUAUCACCUUCUAUUUCAUCGAAUCAUCAUCAUCAUCCACAUCAGCAGCAGCAGCAGCAGCAACAGAAUCAGCAGCAUCAUCACAUAAAUACUAAACAAAAUGAUUAUGGUCAACCUUAUGAACAAGAACAUCAAAAGAUGAUUACAUCAUCAUCAUCAUCUUCAUCAUUAUCAUUAUCUUCAUCAUUGUUAUUAAAUAAUAAUUAUAAACAUACAAUGGAUUCAUUACAAUCUAAUCAUUAUAAUAUACAAUAUACAACUAAUCAACAAUCUAAUAAAAUCUGGCAACAAUCUAAUGAAAUAUUAAAUGAUACAUUUCAUACUACUACUAAUACUACUAAUAAUAAUGAUCAAUUGAAUAGAUUACAAGGAUGGUUAAAAUAUCCUUUACAUGAAUAUGAUCAUAUAAAAUGGAAUUCACAAUUAUUAGAAAAUACAAUGAAAAUACAAACAAAAGGGCCAUUUUCUGAAAAUUCUAAAUCUAUAUUAACAAUACCAACAACCGCAUCAACAGUAGGAACAAAAAAUGGAAUCAUAUUCAACCCAAUAGAAUCAUCAUUUUCAUCAUCAAUAUCACCCAGCACUAUUGAAUGUACGAAUAUGAAAACUGUCAGUAAUACUAAUCAUAAUAAUGAUACAGAACACUUUGAUGAUUGUGAAUCAAAACAUUAUGAGAACAAUCAUAGACAAAAUACAAUAUUGAAUCAACCACAAAAUUCACAAAAUCUUUAUAAAUUUACUAAAUCAUCAUUUGACUACUUAAAUAAUAAAAGUAGUAAACAAAAUAAUGAUAAUAAAACAGAAUCCUAUAAACGUACAAUAAAAUAUCAUGGACAUAUUAAAAAACCAUUAAAUGCAUUUAUGUUAUUUAUGAAAGAAAUGCGUUCACAAGUAAUUGCUGAAUGUACAUUAAAAGAAUCAGCGGCAAUUAAUCAAAUUUUAGGUAGAAAAUGGCAUGCAUUAUCUAGUGAAGCACAAGCUAAAUAUUAUAAAUUAGCUAAACAAGAAAAAGAAUUACAUCAACGUUUAUAUCCUGGUUGGUCAGCUAGAGAUAAUUAUGCUACACAAGUGAAACGACGUAGUCGUACUACUACUAAAAUCAAUCGUACUACAAUAACAACUACAACAACCGUCACAACACCAACACCGACAAUUGUAACAGAUCCUACUAUAAUCGGUAAUAAUAAUAAUAAUAACCAUAGCAACUAUGAGAAAACUUAUCAUUCACGUAAACUACCUUAUUCAUUUACUGAUUCUGAAUUAUGGUGUUCAACUAAUCAUAGUAACAAUCACAUUCAUACAACUAACAAUGAUCCUUAUAGUAAUUUUAUACAACCAUUUACAGAUUGUAAUUUAUUACAAUCAUUCAAUACAAAUUAUGAAUAUGAAUAUAUUAAAUCAAAUGAAUUAUGUCAUUCAACUAUUCCAUUCAAUAAAAUGGAUACUACUACUACUCAUAUCAAAUUAAGUAGAAUAUCAAAUUAUGAACAAUUAUAUAAUAGUAGUACUACUACACUACCAUAUUCACACUUUAAUAAUGACAAUUUAAGUUAUGAUAAUCUGUUAACAACAAAUACAAUGAAUAAUUCAAUAGAAUUGAAUCCUAUUCAAUCUUCUAAUGAAAAUCAAUAUUCAAUGAAUAAGUCAAUGAAAGUUGAUUAUGCAGUACAAUCAUUGAUGGAUUUAAAUUAUGAAUCUGUAAUCCAUUCAAAUGAUAAUUCAAAAGAUCAAGAUUGUUCAUUGAAAUAUACAAAUAAAUAUGAUAAAAUACCUAUUUCAUCAACUAAUUCUACAAUAGAUCAAUUCAACAUAAGAAAAGAUUUAUCAUAUCCUACAAACAGGGGAGAUUAUCCUGAAGAAAAUACCAAUACAUUACUUCAUCAUUUAUGGUCCGAUAAUGAAUCCAUCAAUCAAUAUCCUUGUUGUUCAACUUAUUAUUUAGGAUUUUGUUCAACAAAUGAUUGUUUUUCAUCCAAAUUUACCGAUUCAUUACAAUAUGAUAAUACAAAAUCAGAUCUGAUUGAAUAUGAUCAAUCAUCAAAUGUUUUAAUACAACACAACACUUACUUGACAACGAAUCCUUCAUAUUUACAAUGUAAUAAUCCAUAUAAAGUACCUGAAAUCAUACAUGAACAUGAUCUGAUUUCAUCUGUAACCUCUAAUCAAAUGAAUGAUCCUAACAUUACUUCAAAUGAAUCAUUAUUAACAAUGAUGAAUAUGAAUCGAUCAACUACAAAAUCUAUAACGGAACAAUAUUUUGAAGAUCAAUCAUUAUAAAUGACAUCUAAGAAAAGGAAUAAUAAUCUUUAGAAUGUCUAUGUAGACAUUCAGAUAACAUGGGAUUCCUUGAAUGUAUCAUUUCAAAGUCUCAAUGUAGA
Molecule: messenger RNA, 2639 nt
Organism: Schistosoma rodhaini
Lineage: Eukaryota; Metazoa; Platyhelminthes; Trematoda; Strigeidida; Schistosomatidae
Source: the annotation of a GenBank genome assembly